This is a messenger RNA of Drosophila subobscura, 713 nucleotides long. RefSeq names its product ubiquitin-conjugating enzyme E2-22 kDa-like. Lineage: Eukaryota; Metazoa; Arthropoda; Insecta; Diptera; Drosophilidae. The coding region runs from base 71 to 670 and encodes 199 amino acids. Gene Ontology annotation, biological process: protein polyubiquitination; proteasome-mediated ubiquitin-dependent protein catabolic process. Gene Ontology annotation, molecular function: protein binding; ubiquitin conjugating enzyme activity. The record is from RefSeq and is a predicted model, not a curated record. The transcript has a single exon. Gene Ontology annotation, cellular component: nucleus.
UAGUUUGUUAGAUUCCCAGCUAAAUUUCCAAUACUCACAAUAAAUACAUAAAUCACACAACACAAAAACCAUGGCGGAUCUGGCAGUGUUACGCAUUAAGCGGGAAUUCCAGGAGGUCAUGAACAGCGACGAGAUCGUGCAGGGUUCCAUAAAGAUCGAACUGGUCAAUGAUAGUUGGACAGAGCUGCUCGGCGAGAUAGCUGGGCCCCCCGACACACCAUACGAAGGGGGCAAGUUUGUGCUGGACAUUAAAGUGCCGCCGAGUUAUCCCUUCAGACCGCCAAAGGUUCGUUUUGUGACUGCCAUCUGGCAUCCCAACAUCUCAUCGGCGACUGGCACCAUUUGCCUGGACAUACUGAAGGACAACUGGGCAGCGGCCAUGUCGCUGCGCACCAUGCUGCUGUCCGUGCAGGCCCUGCUGGGCUCUCCCGAACCCGACGAUCCCCAGGACGCAGUGGUUGGCCGCCAGUUCAAGUCCAACCACGAAAUGUUUCUGCUGACUGCGCAACACUGGACGAACGCGUAUGCAGGCGGUCCGCACUCUUUUCCCGAUUUUGAUGCCAAAAUCGAACAACUCAAGGAGAUGGGCCUGGGAGAGCAUUCUGCGCGCAGUGUCCUCUCCAAAGAGAACUGGAAUUUGCAGAGUGCCGCAGAGUGGCUGUUCAGUUAGAUGGCCAAGACCCCACACACAUAACACCUCAGCCAAAGGCAUC